AUGUCGCACUACGCUCUCCGCCGCGCACAGACGGACAAUCAAUACAGCCUACCUCAUCGACAAACCUCUGUCGCAUCUACAGCGUCAUCAGUCUAUUCAGCGGCAUCCAGCGCCUUCUUGCCAAGCCGAACGAGCACUGUGACUUCGACCAACUCCAGCAUUUACUCAAGAGGAUCUCCAGGACAUAAACGUUCUAACACCACAAUCGAGGACAUGACACCUACAAAGGCUUACGCUGGAAGCAGUAGUGUCGAGAACAGUCCCGAUCAUGUGUACCGCAAUAUCCGUCAAUCGCUUCGACCUCUGCCUCAAGCUCCUUCACCCUCCUCAACUCCUAGCGCAAGACGACCGAGUCCAUACCAUGCUCGCGCCCAAACGAUCGACCACUUUCCUCAGACCCAUUCCGAAGACAUAUUUGUUGACAAGCAACACCUCCUUGAGCAUCAUCAGGACUCUCAUAAGGCAAGGCCUCAUCUUCAUCAUAGUAUAACGAGCCCGCACAGCAACACUUUCAAAGCGCCCGAUCUCCAGGACCUGCAGAAGUCUUCAACGGGCUAUCUGAAGACGCUAUCUAGAUUUGCACAAAAUGGCGAGGCCGAAGAGUUUGGAAUCUCCCGACCAGGUCAAUCUGUCGUUGGGCUGCACAAUCGAAGACAACUGAAGCGUACCGAUUCUGUGGUACACGGUGGGCGGCCAGCAGCUAAGAGCUAUGGAUGGGGUGACAGGAACUGGAUGGACAAACAACGACAAUUCCUACAGGCAUACGAAUACCUCUGCCACAUCGGCGAAGCGAAGGAGUGGAUUGAAGAUGUCAUCGACAAACAAAUCCCGCCUAUCGUACAGCUGGAGGAGGCGCUUCGUGACGGCGUAACUUUGGCCGAAAUCGUCCAGGCCUUUCAUCCUGAUCAGAAGCUGAGAAUCUUCCGCAACCCAAAACUCCAAUUCAAGCACUCUGACAAUAUCGUCCUGUUCUUCCGGUUUUUGGAAGACGUGGGCCUACCUGACCUCUUCCGAUUCGAGCUUAUCGACCUGUACGAGAAGAAAAACAUUCCCAAAGUCAUAUAUUGCAUUCAUGCACUGUCAUGGCUCCUCUAUCGUAAGGGCAUGGUGGACUUUCGCAUCGGAAAUCUGGUUGGACAACUCGAAUUCGAGCACCAUGAAUUGGAGCAGACACAGCGAGGACUGGACAAAGCUGGCGUCAGUAUGCCAAGUUUCUCAAGCAUGGGUGCAAGCUUCGGCGAGCCAGAGCCUGAGCCAGAACCAGUGGAGUCCGAAGAUGAGCGGAUAGAGCGAGAGCUGCGUGAGCAAGAAGCCGUCAUUGUGGAUUUCCAGAACCAAGUCAGGGGUGCUCUGGUCCGACUGCAGCUGGGCGACAUGAUGCAGCAGCUAUGGGACAAUGAGCCCAUUAUUGCCGAUCUUCAGUCUCGCAUUCGUGGUGACUGGUCACGGCAAAUUGUGGGUUACAGGCUUGAUAUGCAGCGUUUUGCUACAAGCCUCCAAGCUGCCACUCGCGGGUUUCUGGCACGACAAAGACAUUGCGGAACAAAACAAGCAUGGAAAUCGAAAGAAGGCGAGAUUCUCAAACUUCAAAGUCUCUUCAGAGCUAGCCGAGUCCGCGCUGACACUCGCACUCUCAAGUCUCAGUUCCACAAACACGACGCUGGAAUUCGCAACCUACAAGCAGCAAUCCGCGGGGCACUCUCUAGGCAGGAUGCAUUCGAUCAGUAUGAAGAGACCAGGGCAGCGGAGAAGGAAGUCCUCAGCCUCCAAGCCAAUAUUCGUGGCAUGUUGACUCGAAGGCAGCUGCAAAGGGAUCAUGCAUCUCUCGAACGACAUGCUCGGUCUGUUAUUCAACUCCAAGCUGCGGCACGUGCUUUCGUUGCCAGGUCGGCUCAUAGCAGACUGCACGAAGCUCUUCAAAAGUCGGCACCAAAAUGGAUCGGCUUACAGGCCCUCAUUCGAGCCGGUCAACUACGUGCGGACGUUACGCGGUUGAAACAGUCCCUGAAGUCACAUUCGUCGUCUAUCAGCAGAUUUCAAGCAAACUUGAGGGGGGCGAAUGCGAGGGAAAAGUACAACUCGUUCAAGCUUGCUCUGCUCCAACAGUCAACCUCCACCAUCUUUCUCCAAGCUGUCGUCCGCGGGUAUAUUCUGAGGCAUCAAUUGCGAACUCAACGACAAUUGUUGGACAGACAUAUUCCUCGCAUCAGUCAUCUGCAGGCCUUAGGAAGGGGCGCGCUCCUUCGUAUCCAGACUGCAGAACUGCUGGGAAAUCUUGACGACACUCAAGAUGGAGUCAUCCAACUACAAGCUCUGUCACGCGCCAUGCUGUGCCGCGCCCGUGUCGGUGACUUAUUGAGCGAGUUGGAAGCCAACGAGAGAUCAAUUAUCGAGCUCCAAGCAAUUAUGAGGGCAAGAGCAAUUCGAACCCGCUUUGCCGAGAAGCAGCGUCACUACAAGGAGAACAUGGAAAAGGUAGUCAAAAUUCAAAGUGUGGUUCGAGCCAAAAUCCAGGGCAAAGCAUACAAGAGCCUGACCGCAGGCAAGAACCCACCUGUUGGGACCUUGAAAGGGUUUGUCCACCUCCUAAACGACAGUGAUUUCGACUUUGAGGAAGAAGUGGAAUUUGAGCGACUUCGAAAAACAGUCGUGCAGCAUGUGCGACAGAACGAACUUGCCGACCAGUAUAUCACCCAGCUAGACAUCAAGAUCGCAUUACUGGUGAAGAACAAGAUCACGCUGGAUGAAGUGGUAAAGCAUCAAAGACACUUUGGUGGCCACGUGGGUGCUCUCCUGCCAAAUUCUGACAUUGCCUCAAAGGACCCGUUCGACCUGAAGGCGCUCAACAAAACAUCACGUCGGAAACUGGAACAUUACCAAGAGCUCUUCUUCUUGCUCCAGACACAACCACAGUAUCUUUCCAGACUGCUCAAGCGCAUCCGGGAACACGCCACGGCUGAGAAGGAAUGCGAUCGGAUCAAGCAUCUAGCCAUGGGCAUAUUCGGCUAUGCUCAAAAGCGAAGGGAGGAGUACUACCUGGUCAAGCUGAUCGCACGAUCCAUCAAAGAGGAGGUCGACUGUUCAAUAUCAUUCCAGGACUAUCUCCGAACAAAUUCUUUCUCAAACAAGCUUUUUGCGGCAUACAGCAAAUCACCCCGGGACCGCAAGUUCUUGAGAGAUGUCCUUGGUGCGGUUGUGAAGGAAAACAUCAUCGACAAUGCUUCGCUUGAUCUCGAGAGCGACCCUCUUCAAAUCUACAUAUCAGCAAUCAACAACGAAGAACUGAGGACGGGCCAGCGGAGUCGGAGGGAUCCCAACGUGCCCAGAGAAGUAGCUAUUCGAGAUCCAGAGACGAGAGCAACGUUCAUCGCACAUAUGCAAGACCUUCGCGAUAUAACCGAUCAAUUCUUCCUUUGCUUGGAGGACUGUUUGCACCGGAUGCCUUUUGGUGUCCGCUUUGUCGUCCAGCAGACGUAUCAACAUCUGGUGGCACGAUUUCCGGGCGAGGAAGCGGAUUUUGUCCUUCAGCUAGUUGGCCAGUGGCUAUGGCGUCACUAUCUUCAGCCUGCUCUUCUGGAACCAGAGAAGUUCGGCGUUGCUGAUCGCGCAAUGACUCAAGAGCAGAAACGCAAUCUGGGCGAGAUCGCCAAAGUCUUGAACCAAGCUGCUACGGGUCGCGAGUUUGGAGGCGAUAAUAUCUACCUUCAACCACUCAACAACUACGUACGGGAGUCAAUCGAACGGUUUGCGGUAAUCUGGAGUCACGUCAUCUCUAUACCGCCAGCUGAGGAGCACUACGACAUUGAUGAGUUCAACGACCUGUAUGCCAAAACGAAACCAACACUGUACAUCAAAAUGGCCGAUAUCUUCUCCAUCCACAAACUAUUGUCCCAAGAGAUCAGCGCCAUUUGUCCGAGCCAAGACGACGUGCUUCGUGACAUCUUGAGAGAACUGGGUAGCGUCCAGAGCAACGAGAGUGAACUUAGAGGUGUCAGCUCCAGCGAAAUCAGUCUCACCUUGACUCCCAAGUUGCUGAACUCAGAGGAUCCUGAUGCGGAUGUCAAGGCUUUGUUGACCGAGACCAAGCGAUGCGUUCUAUACAUUAUCCGAAUCCAGUCAGGAGCUAACCUCCUCGAGAUCCUAGUGAAGCCCAUCAACCCAGAAGAUGAAGAGAAGUGGGAAGCUUUGGUCGCGGAAGAGCUUCGAUCGGGCAGCGGGCGACGCGGCGCAUAUGCUGAUGCUAACAACCACCUUGACAUCCUCUCAUUGUCUUAUCCUGAUCUCAAGCGCAUUGCUUUGGAAAACAUUCUGCAGCUCGAAUCCAUCGGUCGCUUGACCAGGGCAAAUCAAUACCAAGACCUGCUCAACGCCAUUGCGGUAGACAUUCGAACAAAGCACCGCCGUCGACUUCAACGUCAACGAGAAUUGGAAAAUGUCAAAACCACAUUGGAACGGCUUAAUGAACAAGCGGUGUAUCUGGAACAGCAGCUGAAGACUUACAACGACUACAUCGAGCAGGCCAUGGUAACUCUUCAAAACAAGAAAGGCAAGAAGCGCUUUGUCAUGCCCUUCAGCAAGCAAUGGGAACACGAACGCGAACUGCAACGCUCCGGCCGCUCUUUCAAAUUCGGCUCCUACAAGUACUCAGCCCGCACCCUCGCCGACAAAGGUGUCCUGGUUCAAUGGCAGGGCUAUAGCGAACGACAAUGGGAUCGCGUGGACCUCACCAUCUCCUCUAAUGCAGUUGGUGUAUUCACCAUCGAUGGCAGUUCAGGUAACAUGAUGAUCCCGGGUGCAAAUGCACAGAUUCCAUUGGACGAUUUGUUGCAGGCGCAGUUCAACAACACGCAGUUCAUGGAGUUUUUCGAAGGAGCGCUAAGGGUUAACGUCAACUUGUUCCUGCAUUUGAUUAUGAAGAAAUUUUAUAAUGAAUGA
Messenger RNA from Cladophialophora carrionii CBS 160.54, 4935 nucleotides. RefSeq lists its product as uncharacterized. Gene Ontology annotation, biological process: regulation of GTPase activity; regulation of actin cytoskeleton organization. The coding region runs from base 1 to 4935 and encodes 1644 amino acids. Gene Ontology annotation, molecular function: protein binding; GTPase activator activity. Gene Ontology annotation, cellular component: cytoplasm. Lineage: Eukaryota; Fungi; Ascomycota; Eurotiomycetes; Chaetothyriales; Herpotrichiellaceae. The transcript has 2 exons. The record is from RefSeq and is a predicted model, not a curated record.